AUGGAAUACGUCAACCAGCGCGUCGCCCACGAGGCCGCAAAAGACCCCUCGUCCAUCUACACCGGCCUCAUCACGCCGCUCAACAUCAUCCUCAUCGGCAUAACGCUCUACACGACGUACCUCCUCUACAAACCGGCACCGGCUGCCUCGCUGCCGCGCGAGCCGCCCGCCGUCGUCUUCCGCAUCUUCACGCCGCGCACGCUGCUGCCCUACAACGGGCUCGAGGGCAUGCCCGUGUACCUGUCGGUGCGGGGCCGCGUGUUCGACGUCACGAGCGGCCGCAACUUCUACGGGCCGGGGGGACCCUACGAGAACUUCGCCGGCCGCGACGCCAGCCGCGGCCUCGCCUGCCACAGCUUCGACGAGGAUAUGCUGACCAAGGACCUCGACGGCCCGCUCGACACCCUCGACGGCCUGGGCCCGGACGAGCUGGAGAGCCUGCAGGGCUGGGAGGAGCGCUUCUUGAGCAAGUACCUGGUCGUUGGCAAGCUGGUUGCUGAGGGCGGGCAGUAA
Messenger RNA from Anthostomella pinea, 513 nucleotides. The record is from the annotation of a GenBank genome assembly. NCBI's taxonomy places the organism in Eukaryota, Fungi, Ascomycota, Sordariomycetes, Xylariales, Xylariaceae.